Molecule: messenger RNA, 1098 nt
Organism: Yarrowia lipolytica CLIB122
Lineage: Eukaryota; Fungi; Ascomycota; Dipodascomycetes; Dipodascales
Molecular function (GO): protein binding
Source: RefSeq, a predicted model, not a curated record
AUGUCUUCUGAAUCGAAGACAAGGCCGCCUCUUGAGGAAGUACUGCCGAAAAAAAAUACCCUAAGAAACUACCUGUUUCAACACAAGGUGCCAUUGAGUUAUGCUGAUGUCAUGAAGACAUACCAGAGCUGCUACGACGACACUAGCGUUCCCAAAAAGGUGACAGGACAGGAUCUGCUGAGUCUGCAAAAGAUUCUGGCAUCCCACAGAAAGCAGACCCGCACAAUCAGUCCCCAUGGACUCGCCCUGGAACACAGUGUACUGGAAACAGCUGCGGAGAUGGGCAAUCAUAUGGCUAUCGCUACUUUGGCCGGUGAGAUUCUUACUGCUACUGCUAAAUACGAGCAGGCCAAGGCAUCUGGUAAUUUGGACUCGGCUGUAGACCUCGAGUACUCUCCUGAAGAUAUUGAGCAUGCCCAGAAAUUGCUGAUGGAACUUAGUAAAAAUGAGUUUCCUCUGGCCUUAAAGAUCUCCGGCGACGUGGCGUUCCUUGUCGGCAAAGUGGACAAGGCUGCCGAGCUGUAUUCCAAGUGUGCCGAACUUCUGGCUGGCGACUCUUCAGCGGUGGCUGCUUCCACACAGGCCGAAUGUUUCCGAGGCAUUGGAAUCGUGGCCUUCCAGAACUACGAGCUGGCGGAGGCCCGACUGGCGUUUGACAAUUGCAUUUCCAUGGGAGGAGCCAAGGAUCAUCCAGACGUGCAUUUCUAUCUGGGCCAAAUGGCGUCUGAAGUUAGUGACUACCCUCGGGCGCGAUUCCACUACCGAGAGGCCGCUAGUAAGGGGUUUUUCGACAGUUUUGCUCCUCUGGGCAACCUGGAGCUGUAUUAUUUUGACGAUGUGACCAUGGCUGGCCACUGGUUUGGACUGGGAGCCGAAAUGAACGAACCCAGCUGUCUGGCUGGACUGUUUGACGUGUCUAUGAGGAAGAAGGAGUAUAGCAAGGCAGAGGGGUACAAGGAGCGUAUCUUUGCUGGCAACGCUGAGUUUGUGCGGAGCUUCAAGCAGUCUCGAGACGACCUGUUGAAGGAGCUAGAGGUUUAUGAGAAGAAACAGAGUGAACAAGACAAGGAGAUGACUGGUGGUGAUUUGUGGAAGUAG